AUGGCGUCUUUGAAACUUCUCACUCUCCUCUGCUUCUUCGUCUUCACAAUCCUCUCCUCUGUUUCCGGAUCCAUCGUCUUCUCGAAGCCUCACGCUGCUGAAUCCUUCAAUGUCAGCCUCAUCCAGAAUUUCGGAAGCUGUAGAUACACGGUGAUCAUCACGACGAGCUGUUCGUCACCGAGGUACACGAGAGAUCAGAUCAGCCUCUCCUUCGGCGAUGGCUAUGGAAAUCAGGUAUAUGCACCGAGGCUUGACGAUCCGGGGUCAAGAGCAUUUGAGCAAUGUUCAUCGGAUACGUAUGAGAUAAACGGACCAUGUGCGUAUCAGAUAUGCUAUGUGUAUCUUUACAGGUCUGGUCCAGAUGGUUGGGUUCCAGGGAGUGUUAAGAUAUUCAGUCAUGGCUCAAAGGCAGUCACUUUCUCUUACAACACAUUUGUCCCUGAAAGCAUAUGGUAUGGUUUUAAUUACUGCAACAGUGUCUCGCAUUCGAAUUCCUUAGCUUUCGGUCUCGGCAAACUCAUACUUGUAGUGCUUGCUACAUUGCUUUGCUAA
Arabis nemorensis is the source of this 552-nucleotide messenger RNA. The record is from the annotation of a GenBank genome assembly. NCBI's taxonomy places the organism in Eukaryota, Viridiplantae, Streptophyta, Magnoliopsida, Brassicales, Brassicaceae.